GCUGCUAGCUGAAAGUUAAUUGGGCCGAUGGGCUGGGAAAAAGAACCCAAAGCUAGGGCUAGCGCGAAGUGAGAAGGAGAGCAACUCGCGACCUUGACCAGCAAUGACCAAGGCACGUGACCGGAGGAGCUUGAACUGGCAAAGAAACUGAAGAGGGUGAUCGGAGGGCUUGAAGAAGAAAGCGAACGAGAAGCAUCCGAUCAGAGAGCACGAAGCAUAGUGAAAAGAUUUUGGAGUGUUACGGGUAGCCCUACCUCUGAACAAGAAACACAACAACACAGUCGAAGGUAUUGCCUUGACCAAAGAUGGUGCAGUGGCAGAGACACAUUUUUCCCUUUCUUCGCCACAUUCACAAGCGAGUUGUGGAUCAUCACCAUGCCAAUCCUUCAGCUCCAAGCCUUGUCAUUUCUCGCUUAGCCUCUUCUCUUUCACAAGGUCAGAUAGGGAGAAGAGCGUGGACAAUAACGACGCCAACUUUGCCCUGUUUCUCAAGACCUAUUUUUCUGGGUUUCCAACAUCAGGGAAUUUCAAGUACUGCUCCAUUGCUGGCAAAUUCAUCUGAGGAAGCACCUGUUUUGUCACCUUUAGUCCCAGUUUCAUCUUUGGGUGGUUCAAAAGGUGAAGACCAGAAGCAGAAAGCUGUUACUAAGCCAGAAACGGUUCAAGCAAUAUUAAAGGGAAUAAAGCAGAGUCCGAAGAAGGUCAACCUAGUUGCUGCUCUGGUUCGUGGCAUGCUUGUUAAAGAUGCAUUGAUGCAGCUGGAAUUGACAAUAAAAAGAGCAGCAAAAACUGUUUAUCAGGUUAUUCAUUCGGCCCGAGCAAAUGCCUCUCACAAUCAUGGUUUAGAUCCAGAACGUCUCAUCGUAGCGGAAGCAUUUGUAGGAAAGGGGUAUUUCAAAAAGAGAAUUGCCUUCCAUGGCAAAGGAAAAUCAGGGACCAUAAUGAGACCAGAAUGCCGGCUAACAAUUGUAGUGAGAGAGAUAACUCCGAAAGAAGAGGCUGAUAUUGCUAGGUUGAGAGUUCACAACUUUAAGAAACUAACUAAGCGGGAGAGACGACUUGUGCCUCAUCAACUUAUUGAGACCACUCCUGUUUGGGGCCGCAAAAACAAAUCUAGUGGUCAAAACUUGAGUGCUGCACCUGCAUGAGCCUCACUUUGUUUCCAAGUUUUCAUGCUUCAUGGCAUUUUUUGUGUAAUAGAUUAUUCUUGGAGAUUACAUAAUAUGGAAACAAUUGAGAAAUUUGUCUGGCCCUUGUUGCAAAUCAUAGAAAGUUUGUGCCGGAUCAUGUUUAGUAUUUUUGAGAUUGUUGAUAGAGGAAGCAGAGAGUAUUAACUGAAUCCACAAUCUCUAUGAUAUCUGUUUUUUAUUAUGACAAUACAUUGUUAAUUAAAACACACAUGUGUAUGUACUAUGUUAUAUGUGUUAUAUUUGUUUAUGUUCA
Messenger RNA from Vigna radiata var. radiata (mung bean), 1443 nucleotides. RefSeq lists its product as uncharacterized. The record is from RefSeq and is a predicted model, not a curated record. Gene Ontology annotation, cellular component: ribosome; mitochondrial large ribosomal subunit. Gene Ontology annotation, molecular function: structural constituent of ribosome. Gene Ontology annotation, biological process: ribosome assembly; translation. NCBI's taxonomy places the organism in Eukaryota, Viridiplantae, Streptophyta, Magnoliopsida, Fabales, Fabaceae. The transcript is spliced from 8 exons. The coding region runs from base 306 to 1148 and encodes 280 amino acids.